Molecule: messenger RNA, 2788 nt
Organism: Petromyzon marinus (sea lamprey)
Lineage: Eukaryota; Metazoa; Chordata; Hyperoartia; Petromyzontiformes; Petromyzontidae
Gene: CEP44
Product: centrosomal protein 44
Biological process (GO): centriole replication; centriole-centriole cohesion
Cellular component (GO): centrosome; spindle pole
Source: RefSeq, a predicted model, not a curated record
ACCAAUGGGACCGCAGGUUUGACGGUGACGUCACGAUCAAACUGACCAAUGGGAGGGGGUCUUGUUGUUGUUGGGGGCGGCGGUACGCGCGGGCGCCACCUUUGAAUUGGCGGCAGUGGAGGCCGCAGCUGCCGCUUGAAUCCCCUCCUCAUCGACCUCAUCGUUCUCCUCAUCGUCCUCCUCCUGGCUCGGUAUCGUCCUCCUCAGCGUCGUCUUCCGCAAACGAGGUUCUCGUCCGACGAGAUCGGUCGGGUUCGGCGUAGGCGAGAAAUGCACGAACGAACGAACGACGAGUUUAAAGCGAUGACGACCGGCGACAUCAAGGGCAGUCUGCGCCGCGUGCAGAUGGAAGUCCGGCUGCUGCGCUACCCGCAUGAGGUGGACUACGAGGGGCUCCUCACCGGCGACGCCAAGGCGCUGCUGCCGCUGCUGCACCACGCGUUCACGGAAUACUCUCUCCCCGUCGCCGAGUGUCUAGCUGAGUGGGGCGUGGAACUCGCAGCCAAGAGCGACCUGCGCUUCGUGGAAGCCGUCUACAGGGUGCUCAGGGACAGGUUCGAGGUGCGGCCUGUGCUCACUAAGGCACAGUUCCUGCAGCUGGGCUUCGCCGAGCGCAAGAUGCAGAUGCUGUGCGACAUCGGGCAGGCCGUGCGAACAAAGCACAAGGAGUUGACGCAGCUCGCCCACAAGAAGUGCACUCCCUCCGCCCGAAAGCCAGCAGCGACCGCAGGCUCACUGGCGGCGGAGGCUGUGGACGGCCAGCCGCCUCCCCAGCGACUCCAUCGUGCUCCGUGCGAGCCUUCGUUCAAUCACCCGCAGUCUCUGGGCCUGGUUGUGGCGGGCGCAGGAAAUGGAGAUGUGCCAAGGCCACUGGUGCAGAGGCAUUGUGGGCCGCACGGGGGGGCGGCCCGGGGCUCGUGUCCCACGCCGCGCCAGGGGGUUCUUCCAGAAGCAGAAGUUUUGCUUGAGUUGCCAAGCCAUGUCCCACAAAGCAGUCCAGAAGGAAAGAAAGAUGAUACCAAUGCAACUAAUCACCAGCUAUUGCAGGAGAUGUCGGAGCUGCGAGCGACGGUGUCGCGACUGCAAGCUCAGUACGCCGAGACGUGCGCCCACGUGGCAGCGCUGAGCUGCGCCAUGCACGGCUCAAUCCUGGUGGACCGCACCGAGUGGGAGAACCUGGCGAGCCGCGUGACGCUGCUCGAGAACCAGGCGGUGCUGCUGCUGGCCGGGCCGCGCGGCGCAUCACGUGGCACAUCACGUGGCAAUGCAUCAAGCAGUAGCGACCCACGCGGGACUGCCCGGGUGUCCGAGCUCUUCUCUGCAGGGCUCGAAGACCGUGCGUCCCCCGUGCCGCCUGGCGCUGGGCCCGCGUCCGUCCUGGCGGAGCCGUCCACGUCCCUGUGUCCCAUGGAGGGACUCGUGCCGACUCAGGGCAGCGGGGAGCAGCGGGACUCCCUCCGCAAAAGCAAUGAACAGAUACUUUCAACGUCGUUGGAAAAAGCAAACCCACAAGUGGAGCGCUUGCAAAGAAUGUACGUAGAGAAAAACCUUGAUGCAGUCUGUUCAAAUGUUUGCCGCGCUUCCUACAGAGCAAGUCGGUAUGUUUGUGACAUGUGACGGAGAGUGGUCGUAUGGUUUUGUGGUGUCUGAGCAGGUUGGAGGAGACGCGGAUGCUGCUGAAAUCCGGGACUUGUGGAGUCUGAGGCUUGUACCUCGAUAUCGAGGAAGCCACCAUCACCCACUCUUCUCCUACAGCAGAAUAGCGCUGCUUUUAUCAGAGCCUUCCACUAGGCUUGACCCUCCAUCGACAUCAUCAUCGGCCACGAUCAAUGCACUGGUAGAUGAAAGUCUCGCCAAGCCAUCGCCAUCUCUCUCACGAUCCUAUGAUGAUUUAACAAUUCAUCUCGUGUCUGCACGCGAGUUGAUUUCAUUGACAUCCGUCCACGUCAAAUGUUGGCAGGUGCAUGACACUUUAACCACAACCAGAGGGAUACCAUCGCCAUCGCUCCAGGAGAGAAGACAGCGCUACGGUAUAUGUAACUUGGAUAAUCACUGUUUGAAAACACCAGCGAGCCAACUGCUGUGCUGGAGCAAGUGCAGCCAAAGACGGGAAAUUGCCCUAUCCCUAAUGGCUUCCUCACUGUGGCCUCUAGCUGCACCCAAGUCUAGCGGCACAGCUGUACCACAGGAGGGGUCCCUCCGGUCUCCUGAGCGACGGGCCCGUCGCACGUUCUCAUCAAACCUACCCAGAGGAAUGCGUGGGAAUUUACGGGGUUGUUUUGGAACCUCCCCCUCCUCCCCCGAGUUUGACAUUUAAGAAAAUAAGUCAUUUGUUUUUGGUGUCCCAGGUCUGAAUCUUGUGUGAUUCUGCAAUUAGUUGUGAUUGGCUGGCUUCUCACCUUGCUUCUUUAGCCAAAACCCCAUUUUCUGUACGCAAAGGGAAUUUCACAAUUGGAAAAACAAACCUAACUUGCCCGUCAGUCCUCCCAUCUCUCUAGAAUGCCAAAAGUAAAACUGUCCAUAAUUUUCCUUUAAAAAUAUGAUCCAAGAAGCUUUACUGGGUUGACUGGGAAACAAAAUAAAUUAUCAAUAUUUUUUGGCGAUGAGAAGUAAACUAAACAAACAUUUAAAAAAAUCUCUUUUCUACUGACGUCUUCAUUCUUCGUGUUAUUUUAAGCAGCUUUUUCUUACGGAAAGACUUUACUCAGCCCCCAUCUCUGGGAGACAGAGGUUGGUGGAAAACGUUUUACAAUGUGUAAAGAGACUUUAAAUAAACGGUUUUAUUUAA